GGGAAAAGGAUUUAAAAAAAAAAAAAAAUUUUGUUAAAAGAGCAGCGCCCAAGAAGAAAAGUUUAUUUACUGGACGUCUCAGCAGUUUUCCAUUCUGGGACCAUGGUUAAGAAAGUUGCAGUGAUUGGUGCUGGCUGCAGUGGAAUAACUGCCACUAAAUGCUGCCUAGAUGAAGGUCUGGAGCCCACUUGCUUUGAAAGGACUGAAGAUAUUGGGGGCCUCUGGAGAUUUAAGGAUGUCCCAGAAGAGGGCAGAGCCAGUAUUUACCAAUCUGUCAUCAUCAAUACGUCCAAGGAAAUGUCGUGUUACAGUGAUUACCCUAUUCCUGAUGACCUCCCGAAUUAUAUGCAUAAUUCCAAAUUGCUACAGUAUUUCCGUCAAUAUGCUGAACAUUUUGAAGUCAUGAAAUAUAUCCAAUUUAAGACUACUGUUUGCAGCGUUAAGAAACGUCCAGAUUUUCUCACCACUGGUCAGUGGGAUGUUGUCACAGAGACUGAAGGAAAGCAGCAGGCACAUGUCUUUGAUGCUAUACUCGUCUGUUCUGGUCAUCACUCAACUGCAAAUCUACCACUUCACACUUUUCCAGGCAUUGACAAGUUCAAAGGCACGUAUUUCCACAGUCGUGACUACAAAACUGCAGAACCUUUCAAGAACAAAAGAGUAGUAGUGGUUGGUAUUGGAAACACGGCAGUGGACCUGGUGGUGGAGCUUAGCGCUGUGGCUAAACAGGUUUUUCUAAGCACCAGGAGAGGAGCAUGGCUAAUACACCGUGUUGCUGAUCAGGGCUAUCCAUUUGAUAUAGUCCUCUUCACUCGUUUCUACAGCAUUAUUCAAGUUGCAUUUCCGAGUCUGGCAAAUGCCUUUUUGGAGCAUAAAGUCAACUCCAGGGUUGACCAUGACAACUUUGGCCUAAAACCACAGCACAGGUUCCUCAGCCAACAUCCUACAAUUAGUGAUGAUCUCCCCAAUCGCAUUAUCGCUGGCAAAGUUCUUAUGAAGACUAAUAUAAAACAGUUUACAGAGACCGAUGUCAUAUUUGAAGAUGGCACAGUUGAGAAAGACAUUGACGUUGUCAUUUUUGCCACAGGAUACCGUGUAUCAUUUCCCUUCUUUGAUGAGUCUAUCCUAAAGGUGGAAAAUAAUGAAAUGUCCUUGUAUAAAAUGGUAUUUCCUCCACAUCUGGAAAAACAUACGCUAGCUUGCAUUGGCUACAUCCAACCUCUUGGUGCUAUAAUGCCUGUUUCUGAGAUACAAACGCGCUGGGCAACAAGAGUCUUUAAAGGUCUGAGUCAGUUACCAUCCAUGCAUGACAUGAAGAUGGAAAUAAACAAGAGAAAAGAAGAAAAUCAGAAAAGGUAUGUCAAAAGUGAUCGUCAUACCAUACAAGUGGAUUAUGUGCCACACAUGGAUGAAAUCGCAGAGGAGAUAGGCUGCAAGCCUAAUAUUUUGAAGUUUUUCCUGACGGAUCCUAAGCUGGCCUGGCAGAUGUUCUUUGGCCCAUGCUCACCUUUCCAGUACCGCCUGUGUGGACCAGGGCAGUGGAGGGGUGCCAGGAAAGCCAUUUUAACUCAUCACGACCGUAUCGUCAAGCCCACAAAGACCCGUGUCCUGAAUAAUGACUCUGCUCACAGUUUCUUCCCUUUUGCUCUGAAGCUCAUUGGCAUACUGAUUCUUUUUGCUGCCAUAUAUUUCUCUGUGUAAACUGGCUAACAAAUACAGAGAGAUGAAACUUUUAGAGCAGAGUAGAUAUAGAGAAAUGCUUUCAUUAAUCAGUGAUAUGUGUUCCCCAUUAUUUGAUAGACUAUUACUUGAAAUUGGAUAAAUGCUAAUGCAAGUCACUGUACUUAAAGUGAGUUGCAAACAAAAACUUUAAGUACUGUCAAAAUACAAUUAACUAUGAAAUAGAAGUUUAUAGAAGGAAUCCACAGUGUCCUUGUUUGCUCAUAAUACAAAUAGGUUGCAACCUAUUGCAACUAGUUAGAUGUUAUCUUUCAUUUUGCAGUCUGGAAAUAUAGCUAGAUUCUGAUUGAUUAGCUGUUAUAGGUCACUGACUCACAGGGGUAUAUUUACUAAGGUGCAGGUUUUUAGAAGUGGAGAUGUUGCCCAUAACAACCAAUCAUAUUCUAGCUAUUAUCUUCUAGAAGGUGCUAAAGAAACAAUAAGUAGAAUCUGGAUGCUAUGGGCACCAUCUCCACUUCUAAAUUCCCACACCUUAGUAUAUACAGUAUAUCCCACAGUGUGUCUUUAUACAUUGCACUAAACUAUGUCAUAAAGAAGCCCAAGGAUGCUUCCUGUAUUAUAAACGAACCAUACGUUAUACAGUAUAUAAUAGUGCUAAGGGGAAUACUCAAUUGCGAGCAGAAAUUUCAUAAAAGGUUUUCCCUAUUUAGCAGCCUGAGAAAAAUUCUCACAGCCCUAGAGCAGGUGCAAAGUCAGGGAAAAUCCCUAUUUUAAAGUUAAAAAUGUCGGGACUAGGUUCAGAAAUUCUUGAACACCCCCCCCCCCCCCCCCCAUAAUGACUAAUUAGGGAAUUGGAAGUUUCAAUGAGCUUAAUUGGGCCAAUAACUAUAUGUCAUCACUGUGGUUAGAAAAUUGUGUCAAAUAACCCCAAAUCACUUUUUAUAAACCUUUCAGUUUUUUCUGUUUGUAUGUAAAUAUUUUUUUUGUUACUAUUUUAAAAUAAAGAACAAAUCAGCCCUACAGUAUGCAGCAUUUUCAAAGCACAAAAUAUGUUUAAUUAGAACAACAAUAGACAUAUAUACCAAUAAGCAAUAUAUAUAUUUUUUUUGGUGGUACAGGCUGAUCUCCAAUUUUUUAUGUGAAAAAUGACAGAUGUGUCCACACUCUAUCCCGCCAAUGGAUCAUGGGUGUGUAUAUGCUGUGAUUGCAAUUAUUCUCACCCAUGCACUGCAAAUUCACUGGAGCGUGGUUCCCAUGUGAUCCUAUAGAUUGUACUGUAGGUAUGUGCGCAGUGCCCGAGAACAUUCUGUUUGUGGGAAAUGACCCACGAUUUUAGUAAUGCUGAGCCUGGGCACAUCUGUAGCUCAACCUGUUUUUUUUCAGUCAGUAGGGAGCAUACCUACAUUAAUGAAAAAAUAGUCACGAUAGCCACUGUCAUUUUUACCACAAACUCACGCACCUAAUUGUAAAUGCUUCUAAGUAUUGUUGUCACUACAUACAGCUUGAGUUUUUUUAAUAAUUAUUCAGUAGACUGAGGAGGCAAGUUGAGUGGGUAUUGGUAGAGGAAGAGUUGGUGCGAUGACCUUGUCUUCUGUAGCAGUAAAGAUAGAAGGGAGGGUGGAGGAGACACACAAAUACUGAUCAGCAGUGGCGGCUGCUGCCCCUGGGCUACAGUGCCAUCCAAAGGCUGCAGGGGGAGCUGGCCAGGACAUAUGAACAUACAUGUGAAGUUGUAAGUAAUAUAUGUCCUGUCUUCCUUCAUCGGGAAUCAGCAGUAACCACAGCAUGGAACACACUGCUCAGCCUGUCAAUCAUCAUUUAGCCCGCCCCCAGACUCCCAUUGGCUGAUUUCACAGGAGGCUGAGUGCGUGCUACAUGACGGUUGACAGGCUGAGCAGUGUUUUCCAUGAUGCGGCGGCUGCUGAUUCCCGGGGAGGAGCCAGGACAUAUGUUACAUACAACUUCACAUGUAUGUUUAUAUGUCCUGUCCAACUCUCCCCCUGCACACUUUGGAUGGCACUGUAGUCCUGGAGCUGCAGCUGCUUGUUGGACAUGAAACACACGGGUUUCACAGUAACAGAUACCGGUGUGUUAAUGUAAAUCUCUUCCCACAUUUUACAUUUUCCUUUCACAGCAGCACAACAUGGUUUAUUCACGUUAUAAAAUGCCGCCAACAGUCUGGAUUUAUUCCCAACUUUAAAUUUUGCUCUUUAUAUGGUAAUUGUCUACAGUAGUAGUUACACUCCACUCUGCCUGGACAACUCUAGAAUAUUAGACAGCACACACCUUUCUCUCAACUUUAUAAGGACACCUGAACAUUUGUGAGACCUCACAUUAUUGCAGUCACAUUUUGUGCCUGGCUGUCACAUUCCAUCACAUUAUAUUUUUGGAAGCACAUUUCUUCCCCUGAGUGUUGCACAAUUAUCCACUUUAAAUCAUUUCACAGUCGUGUUAAACUAAAUUCUGCAUUGUUCUGCUUUAAGGUUGCUGAUGACUGGUUAACUUCUUAUAUAUAGUGGUUUCUGAUUAUAUAAUAAGGUAUAUUGUACUAACAGAUGCUUAAAACAAAGUGUACAACAUGUGUGCUUUGUUUAAAGGUAAUUUCAAUGCUAAUAAAGUAUACUGUACUACUGCUUUACCUGAGAUUAUAGAUGCUCUUUACCUGAAUAAAACAUAUUGUGGCAAAGUA
Molecule: messenger RNA, 4369 nt
Organism: Pseudophryne corroboree (corroboree frog)
Lineage: Eukaryota; Metazoa; Chordata; Amphibia; Anura; Myobatrachidae
Product: flavin-containing monooxygenase 5-like
Exons: 9
Coding region: 103-1701 (532 amino acids)
Molecular function (GO): N,N-dimethylaniline monooxygenase activity; NADP binding; flavin adenine dinucleotide binding
Source: RefSeq, a predicted model, not a curated record